UCGUCGGCUCGGCAUGAGGAAAAUGUGUAAGUUGUAGUAGUCGAUGUUGCCGUGUGGGAAUGUUCGGGAGUUUUUACGAGUGUAGCGUCUGAAACAUCAACUGACAACAGUGUCAUAAUUUCACUGAAAUUGAAGGAUUUUUUUCAUCUAAGCUUUAAUCAACACGAAACAGUCAUGAAGCCAGGAAAUUCCAGUGACGUCGUAUACAAGGAAGUGGUCAUUAUAGGAAACGGCCCAAGCGGCAUCGCUCUCUCUUACAUGUUAUCGGGAAAUCUUCCUUUCCUUAUCUCGGAUUCUCAUCCGGACGAGAUGUUAUCAAUGAGGCUCAGCUCUGCCGUAAAUCGGUGCUUGGUAAAGCAAGACUUGCGCCAUCUAGCGGACGGCAUCGAAGGUCGCUCCACCAAUCCCGUCUCGCUACUCCUCGACGCACUAUUGCACCCGUGUGCGGACAUUGGCCUAGAGAUGGAGCCACUGGUCGAAUUCAAAAAAGUCGGCGCCGAGAUUGACCACGUGGUGUUGGGCAAGGGCCCCCCUGGCGGCUCGUGGCACAAGAUGGACCCCUACAUCCUGACCCUGUCCCUCGGGACAUGGAUGGCGCUCCCGGGCCUCCCCUUCCACUCACGUGACUCUGGGGAAAAACGUGCUUUCGCGUGCAAUGUUGCCAACUACUACGUGCAAUACGUGAAAGAAAUGAACUUGUCUCGCUACUUCAUCAACAACGCAAUUGCGACAAAUAUAGCCCCCUUGAAAGGCACUCGAAAGGAGAGAGAGGCAAUUGAAAGACUGACCGAAAACCUCGACCGUAUCAACCAAUCAAAACCUUGUCGACUCUCCGACGCUCUCAACUACCUUCUAUCAAGGGGGCACCGCAAGCGGUGUUGUAAGCGCCCCCGCGAGGGGCUUUGUCAGGGGCAAAGCCCCGAUAGAAAGCGCGAACUGCGCAGAGACCGAUCUGUUAGUUUAAGCUGUGAUUCAAUCUCUUGUGAUAGUUCUAGUGAUAGUUUUAGUUUAGAGUUGAAGAAUGCUCGAGUGCCUUUUCGAAUCACUCCGGUGUGCGACCCGGAACAGAAGAGUAAUUGGGUGGUGGAGACCCGGAAUGUGGAAUCCGGGGAGACCACAAUCUAUCAUUGCAAAUAUCUGGUUUUGGCCAACGGAGCGAGUGAUUUACCCAAUAGGUUGGAGUUUUCCAAGGUGAAGCCGGAUCCGGAGUGGCUGUUUCAUGAUUUGAGGAGUUUGGAGUACCAUUUGGAUUUUUAUAUUAGGAGCAAGGGGGCGGAGGAGGUCGAGCCGGUCUUGAUCGUGGGGGCCGGGUUGAGUGCCGCAGAUGCUGUGAUUGCCACCAGGGGGCGGAAUAUACCCGUUUUGCACGUUUUUAGGAACAAAUCCGCCGAUUUGAACAAACAAUUGCCGGAGAAUAUGUACCCGGAGUAUCACAAGGUGCACCAAAUGAUGAAAGACGGCGGCUCCACCUACCCCUAUUACACCGCCUACCCCGAAUACACCCUCUUCGACGUCGACGAGACCUCUCGCUCGGUGAUUCUCGCCUCGAAAUCCGGGGAAACCCUCAAAUUCCGUGUUUCAUUCGCGGCCGUUUUGAUCGGUUCGCGUCCCGACUUGACCUUCUUGCCUCAAGAGUACAAUCUGGGGGUGAAAAAAGACCUCCCGAUCGAUUGCAAAACCAACACUUUAAAGAUAAACAAACUGACACAUUGUGUGGAAGGAUUCGAUGAUUUGUUCGCUGUGGGGCCUUUGGCGGGCGACAAUUUCGUCAGGUUUAUACCAGGGGGCGCUUUGGCCGUCGUCUCCGAGUUGUAUAGGAAAAAUAACGAUUAUUGUUGCCGUUUUACGUAAUAAGGGGAACCCCACCCUUAGGUUAGGGAUAAAGCAGGGAAAUUCUAAAAACAAAAACAAAAAAGUGGCAUUUUUGCUUAUUUUGUACUACCAAGUGAGUGUAAAAUAAAUCUGUUGGCAACACUGAUUGACAGUCAGUCAGUGUUGCCAAAUUCGGAUUUCGUGGCCUACUUUUUACAGACACUUGGUGUUUUUUCAAUAGUUUUGUGAUAGUUUUUAUUUUUUUAACCAGUGACAAGCUUUAUUGAGCAAAAAUCUAGUCUUUGAUUGGAUGAAGCAAUCAAAGAGGCGAGUUUGAUAAAAAAAACACAAUCUGUGUAAGUGAUUAAGAAAAAAACUUUAAAAUACACAAGUUUGCAUCAUUCCUGUACUCAUUUUUUAAGUGCAAUUUAUUGUUGCGGUCUUUUUUAUCUUUUUAUUGUUAUUAGAGCAUAUUUACGAUGUUUUAUAACGAUUUUUAUUAGUUAUUCUUGGAUAUUUUUUUUAAAUAUUGUGAUGCGGCGAAAAAUAAAGUUUCUUUCAACUUUUUACAAUGUAGACACAAUGCAAUUUUAUUUUUGUGGUAGGAGUAGAUUUGUAGUGGAAACCGUACUAUCUAAGCAAUAAUAACACAGUUGUUUUGUUGAAAAUGUUGUUUAUUUUUUUAUUUGUACAUAUUUACAGAAAUAAAGAUGAUUUAUCAACGA
This is a messenger RNA of Tribolium madens (black flour beetle), 2537 nucleotides long. RefSeq names its product oxidative stress-induced growth inhibitor 2-like. The transcript has 5 exons. The record is from RefSeq and is a predicted model, not a curated record. Bases 175 to 1851 code for a protein of 558 amino acids. Lineage: Eukaryota; Metazoa; Arthropoda; Insecta; Coleoptera; Tenebrionidae.